Molecule: messenger RNA, 1756 nt
Organism: Linum tenue
Lineage: Eukaryota; Viridiplantae; Streptophyta; Magnoliopsida; Malpighiales; Linaceae
Source: the annotation of a GenBank genome assembly
AGGGGAAAUUUCAGCUGAGGCCGACGAGCUGCUUAGUGCUCGUCUUCCGAGUUCUCACCUGAUCAAUUAGCGGCUAAUUUGUUCUCCAGCUCCUCGAAAUGGCGAACCCAAUGCUUCGAACUUGGCUUCUCUGGUGGAGAAAGUGGGGGAAGAAGGAUUGGGCCAUCGCCGCCGUCGGUUUCGCGGCCGUACUCUUCACGUUCACCCUACUGAUCGAAUCGGGAACAGAGGAUCCAUCGGCGAUUGGCAACCGGCCACUCGAUCUGCCCAUUAGCGCCGACGAUCCAGUGGAAUUGACAUUGCUGCGGAAUGCCAAGGAUAGAGGCGCAUGUACAAAUUCGAUUCACUUUCUAUUUUCUACUCUCCUUUUGUUUCAUCCUAUGAGCUCCGUGAGUUGAUAUUUCUCUUCAAAUUUUCCGAUCAAUUACACGGAAUAGUUUGUUUGGACGGGAGCUUGCCGGGUUACCACUUCGAGAAGGGUUUCGGGUCCGGAUCCAACAAGUGGGUGAUUCAUAUUGAAGGUGGAGGUUGGUGCAAUACAAUCGAGUCGUGUUCGUAUCGUUCCAGAACGGCGUUGGGUUCCUCCAAGUUCAUGGACCGCCAAGUCAUCUUCGCCGGAAUGUUAAGCCGUGACCCCUCCCAAAACCCUGACUUUUACAACUGGAACAGGAUCAAGAUUCGGUAUUGCGAUGGUGCAUCUCUGGCUGGUCACCCUGAAAGCGAGAAUGGAACGAAACUCUUUUUUAGAGGACAGCUCAUUUGGGAAGCCAUUAUGGAUGAACUCUUAUCAAUGGGAAUGGCCAAGGCUAAGCAGGCUUUUCUUACAGGAUGCUCUGCUGGAGGAUUGGCAACUCUGAUCCAUUGUGAUGACUUCCGCCACCUUUUGCCGAAGUACACGACUGUGAAGUGCCUUGCUGAUGCAGGUUUUUUCCUCGAUGAGAAGGACGUUGGUGGACAUUACACCAUGAGAUCUUUCUAUCAAGACGUUUUGCUCCUUCAGGGUGUGGACAAAAGUUUGCACAAGAACUGUGUAUCCAAGACCGACCCAUCUCAGUGCUUAUUUCCUCGAGAAAUCAUUAAAAACACGAGGACACCGAUUUUCCUUGUCCACCCUGGUUAUGAUUUUUGGCAGAUACGGAACAUUUUGGUUCCGGAUGUAUCAGAUCCUAGCGGACAUUGGCGGAAAUGCAGACAGGGUCUUCAGUACUGUAAUUCCACCCAGAUUGAAAUACUACAAGGUUUCCGAACAUCGCUCCUGAAUGCGUUGGAUGAAUUCAAGCAAAACAAGGAAGGCGGAUACUUCAUAAAUUCGUGCUUCAUCCAUUGCCAAACGUGGUUUUCUCCUACGUGGCAUUCACCCUCUUCUCCAAGAAUCAACAAUAAGACGAUUGCAGAAUCAGUUGGCGAUUGGUACUUUGACCGACAAGAAGUGAAGCAAAUCGACUGCCCUUAUCCCUGCAACCCUACUUGCCACAACAUGGAUUUCGCUCAACAUUGACCUUAUAAGUCCCAUGAUGGCAUUAAACUUCCUGUUUAUUUGUACAAUGUUUGACAAUUCCAGCUCUAUUCUCUCUGUGCCAAUAGACUUGUACAUUUAUACUCUUUCUGUACAAUUCUAGACUGAACGAACUGUCUUCUAGUGUUAAUACAAGUGGAACAGAUUGCUUGAAUAGGCCGCAAUCCACAUGUUGAUUGAUGCCUAUUGUUGCAAUCAAGCCCUAAAACCCUGCUAACGUAAUUACGAGCUACACAUGAC